Messenger RNA from Syngnathus acus (greater pipefish), 3524 nucleotides. Its product is annotated as macoilin-like. Lineage: Eukaryota; Metazoa; Chordata; Actinopteri; Syngnathiformes; Syngnathidae. The transcript has 11 exons. Gene Ontology annotation, biological process: neuronal signal transduction. Bases 164 to 2182 code for a protein of 672 amino acids. The record is from RefSeq and is a predicted model, not a curated record. Gene Ontology annotation, cellular component: rough endoplasmic reticulum membrane.
AGGGGCAAGUCCGCGCACUGUUAUUAUUUAUUUCUUUGUUUCAUGUGUAUUAAACAAUAACAACGGUGGCUAAUUCACGACGUGUGAAUAUUUCGCGUGAGCGAAUGACAGUCCCGUGCUCCUGUUGCUACACCGACACAUCGGCAAAAUCAUCUGGGGGAGGAUGAAGCGGCGCAAUGCGGACUGCAGCAAACUCAGACGGCCGUUAAAACGGAACCGAAUCACCGAGGGUAUAUAUAGCAGUACAUUCCUAUAUCUGAAGUUUCUGGUGGUGUGGGUGUUAGUUCUACUUGCUGACUUUGUGUUGGAGUUCAGGUUUGAGUACCUGUGGCCAUUCUGGCUUUUCAUCCGCAGCGUCUACGAUUCCUACAGAUAUCAGGGUCUGGCCUUCUCAUUCUUCUUUGUGUUUGUGGCCCUCACGUCAGACAUCAUUUGCCUCCUCUUCAUCCCUGUCCAGUGGCUCUUCUUUGCUGCCAGCACCUAUGUAUGGGUCCAAUAUGUGUGGCACACAGAAAGAGGAGUGUGUCUCCCAACUGUGUCGUUGUGGAUCCUGUUUGUGUACAUCGAAGCCGCCAUCCGGUUCAAAGACCUGAAGAACUUUCAUGUUGACCUGUGUCGACCUUUUGCUGCUCACUGUAUUGGCUACCCAGUGGUAACUCUGGGCUUUGGCUUUAAGAGCUACGUGAGCUACAAGAUGCGGCUAAGGAAACAGAAGGAGGUGCAAAAGGAGAACGAGUUCUACAUGGAGCUGCUGCAACAGGCUCUUCCACCUGAGCAGCAGAUGCUGCAACGACAAGAGAGGGAGGCAGAGGAGGCAAAAGGGAUUUCAGAAACAGAACCUUCCGUCGGGUCUCAAAACGGAGGACCCCCGAAUAAGAAAAACACUUCAGUCCCAUUACCGGAACUGGAGUACAGGGAAAAAGGGAAGGACGGUUCUGCAAAAGAGCGUGAAGGCAAAAAACAAAACACAAUUGGAAUCAAUAAUAACAACAUUAUACACUCAAUGGACUCCAAACUACAGGAGACGGAAUAUAUCGAGAACUAUAUCAGGGUAAAGAAACUGAGCAACGACGUGGCGGGGGCGGAGAAUGCGCACGGCGACUCCAACGCCCUGACCGCUGUUAAAGAAGAAGUGGCGGCGAGUGGGAAAAACUACAAAAACGCCUCAGGAGGCGGAGUCUGUAACUCAUCGCCGCGGAAUCACACUUUUAGUAACGGCAACAUUCCCACGGCGUCGAGUAAGAAUGACAGAAAGCAGAAGGGGGGUGGGAAAAGUCCAAAGGACCCGUUGGAAAACUGCAUCCCCAACAACCAGCUGGGGAAGAUGGACGCUUUAGUACGGAUGGAGCAGGACGUGAAGCGCCUCAAGGCGGACUUGCAAGCCAACAGGCAGGUGGAGUCGGAUUUGCGGAGUCAGCUGUCCUCUCUGAGCAGCCAAGACCGCAGCCUUCGCUCGGAACUGGGCCAGCUCCAGCAGGACAAUGAACUGCUCCAGAACAAGCUCCACAGCUCCGUCCAAGCCAAGCAGAAGGACAAGCAGACCAUCUCCCAGCUGGAGAAGAGGCUAAAAGCCGAGCAGGAGGCGCGGGUCCUGGCGGAAAAACAGCUGGCCGAGGAGAGGAAGAGGAAAAAGAUGGAGGAGGCCACGGCCGCAAGAGCGGUGGCGUUAGCCGCGGCCACCAGAGUGGAGUCGAAUGAUUCCUUGCGCGGUCGUAUCAGAGAGCUGGAGACGGAGUGCAAGAAGCUCAGCAUGGACAUAAAAGUCAAAGAGGAGCAGAUUCGGGAUCUGGAGGGCAGGUGCCAGGAGUUGCGCAAGUACAAAGAGAACGAGAAGGACACGGAGGUGCUGAUGUCGGCGCUGUCAGCCAUGCAGGAGAAGACGCAGCACCUGGAGAACAGCCUGAGCGCCGAGACCCGGAUCAAGCUGGAUCUGUUCUCGGCGCUGGGCGAUGCCAAGAGGCAGCUGGAGAUCGCACAAGGCCAGAUCCACCAGAGGGAGCAAGAGAUCGCCGAGCUGAAGCAGAAGAUAGCAGAAGUGAUGGCAGUGAUGCCCACUCUCUCGUACUCGUCAGACAGCAGCAACUUGAACCCGGUGACCCCGCACUACUCCUCCAAGUUUAUGGACAAUAGUUCCUCCUCCCUGGACCCCAAUGCCUCAGUUUACCAGCCCCUCAAAAAAUGACUGGACUGUUUUUUUAAAAAAAUCUCUUUGUUUCUGUUCGGGUCAUUCUGAGUUUACAAGCCUCUGACAGAUGUUGCACUGAGGGACACAACAUAUCUACAUUUGAAAGGAGUAUUUUUUUGUUCUGCUGGUUUAAUUAUUCAAAUUAACGGGUGGGAAGAGGAAUCAUGUGUUAGCCAAAUGAAGAAAGAAACAUUGUUCAUUUUUGUUUUUCCUCUACUGUUUCUCAUGAGUCAACUUGGGCUUUAAUUUAUCAUUUUUCACUUAAAGGCACCUAAAAUAUACAUGAAUGUAUAAGUAUUCAUGCUUUUAGAUCUCUGCUAACGUUAAGCAAUGGUGAAAGUAUCAUUUUCACUCGAUUAAUCGAUUAUUUAAAUGCUGUAAUCACGGCACUGCCAAAAUAUACGGAGUAUUAUUUUGUUUGCUGCAAAUACUUUUUCACGUGGACCAAAUUCCAACAUAAAUGUCCUUCAACGAAUUUAAUGAUGUCUCAGUAACAGGUCGUUACAGUUUUUUUUUUUUUUUUUUCCCCCGAUAUUUCAGUGCCUUUGAAUUAAAUUUUCGAAACGCCGCAGCCGCAUUCUUUUGGCUGUUUUUCGUAUCUAAAGGCAAAAUACAUUUAAGUGUCACCAGCUCCAUCAAGAAUUUGUUUUGCAAUUACCCAAAUUUAAUCUGAUAGCCUGAGUUUUCUCCGAAAGGGAAACUCACAUUUUCCUAGUGACACAGUGUUGGUGUGCCAAACAACAACCAAACUGAUUGUCUCCUUAUGCCUAAAAAAAAAAAGGCGUCUCUUUGUUUACAGAAAUGUACAUUAACUUACAGAGGAAUGUUGCUUUGUUUAGUUAAGUGCCAAGUGUGGUGUGUGUUUUUUCCAUUUUUACUCCAAUUGAUGUAAUUAGCAUUUUUGUUUUAUAAACGGGUGCUGUUUAAUUGUUUUUUUUUUGUGUCAUUAGAACGUAUCAAUGGUGUAGAGUUUACAAGGCCAAUUGUGAUGAAACGGCAGGUUGUCACUUUGAUUGUGUUCUUCCUUCAUGUAUUUAUUUGUGGAUUUAAUGACAGUAUUUUUCUAUUUUUGCUCUUAUUUUUCCAACCAGGUAGGAUUUUGUGAAUGUGAAUCAUUUUGAUCAUGUUUGUGCUAUCAUGUGACCUACCUGGAACACUGUUGUUGUGGCUUCGUACAUUCAGUUAACAUUGUGAGGGAGGGGAAAAAGUGUGGGAGGUAAAAGUGAUUUGUGUUCUUUUGUGCUCCAUUUCCCCCACAUCUCAUUUUUACUUCAAGUGACGAUGUCACACUUUUCAGUUUGCCCAUCACUAUUAAAGACUUGCUGGAGGCAGUGAAAGC